GCGUAGUCGUGACUGCUUUUACUUCUGCACCGGGUAACCAGGCAGUCCCAGCAGCAACACAGGGCCACACUCACUGACUACACCAUCUCGGCCUUCAGACCUGAGGUUUCGUUCUGCAGGAAGCAUUCAGCAACAUCAUCAUUCAACAUGCCGACUAGAGCUACCAAGACUCGGAAACUGAGAGGACACGUUUCGGCCGGUCACGGUCGUGUCGGAAAGCACCGCAAGCAUCCUGGUGGACGUGGUCUUGCUGGUGGUCAGCACCAUCACAGAACUAACCUCGACAAGUACCAUCCCGGUUACUUCGGUAAGGUUGGUAUGAGAUACUUCCACAAGCAGAAGAACCACUUCUGGAAGCCCACUCUCAACAUCGAGAACCUCUGGUCCCUCGUCCCCGCUGAGGCCCGUGAGAAGUACCUCUCCGAGUCCAGCGACGUCGCUCCCGUCAUCGACACCUUGGCCCUCGGAUACAGCAAAGUUCUCGGCAAGGGCAGACUCCCUUCCACUCCCGUCAUCGUCAAGGCUCGUUACGUCUCGAAGCUCGCUGAGGAGAAGAUCAAGGCUGCUGGUGGUGUUGUCGAGCUUGUUGCAUAA
Molecule: messenger RNA, 594 nt
Organism: Myxozyma melibiosi
Lineage: Eukaryota; Fungi; Ascomycota; Lipomycetes; Lipomycetales; Lipomycetaceae
Product: ribosomal protein L18e/L15P
Exons: 4
Coding region: 148-594 (148 amino acids)
Biological process (GO): translation
Cellular component (GO): ribosome; cytosolic large ribosomal subunit
Molecular function (GO): structural constituent of ribosome
Source: RefSeq, a predicted model, not a curated record